UUUAAAGAAGUUAACAAGUUCUAUUAAUAAUAAAUUUGCAAACAUAAAAAAACUUUCAAGGCAACAAAAAGAGUACUCACUAAAAAAGAAUCUACUGAAAUUUACUUUGAAAGAUAAAUAAAAUAAUUUUUAUAUCCCCUAAUGAUUUACACUUAAGUGUCAGACGAACUUUCUUUUAAGGAUAUUGAGGCAUCAUUGGAUUAUGACAUAAAAUCUUAUAACAUUAUACAACCUCUUGGAUAGGGAGCGAAUGGCUUUGUCUGUAAAAUAGAAGAUUUUAAAUCAAAGGAAUGCUAUGCUAUGAAGGUUGUUGAUAAAAAAAGAAAAGAUAUCUAGAAUGUUAUGAAAAGACUUGAUUAAGAAAUUAAAAUUUAGAAGGAAUUGGAUCACCCUAAUAUAAUAAAAUUAUUUAAGCAUUUUGAAGAUGAUUAAAACCAUUACUUAAUCAUGGAGCUUGCUUAAAAUGGAGAAAUUAAAGAUUACCUAAACAUUAACAAGCCAUUAAGCGAAAGUUAAAUCUUAGAUUUUAGUUAUUAACUGGCCUGUGGAAUUAAAUAUCUACAUGAUAAAGAUAUAGUGCACAGAGAUUUAAAACUCAAUAACGUUCUUCUCUCAAAUGGAAAAAUAAAAAUUGCAGAUUUUGGAUUAGCAACAAAAGUUAAUGAUGAAAACCCUGAGUGCAACACUAUGUGUGGGACAGCAAAUUACUUAUCUCCUGAGAUAUUAAAUAGCAAGGGAUAUGGGAAAAAAACAGAUAUUUGGAGUUUUGGAUGUAUUUUAUAUGCACUUUGCUCAGGCAAUCUCCCAUUUUUUAGUGGAAAUCCUUCUUAAACUAUUUAAAAUAUAAAGGAAGGUAAGUGGUAACUGCCUUAAAAUAUUUCAGAUAAUGUUAAGGAUUUACUUUCAAACACUCUAAACUGGGAUUAAAAUUCUCGCUUUUCAAUAGAAUAAGUUCUAUCACAUAAAUUUUAUGAAAAAAAGCAUAAGCAAAGCAUUAUCAUUUUUAACUAAGGAGCUGAUGCUAUUUCUAACUAACAAAAUAAAUUGUCUACUCCUAACAAAGUACUUCUUGACUGGACUUCCCCAAGAUUUAAUGCACCUAUUCAUCUUUAAUAAAAAUCUUAAUCAAGUUAAAAAAAGAACAAGAGAAUAUCUAACCUAAAAAAUUAAAAGUCUUUGACUUCAAUGAAACUUGAUCUCAGUGAUUGCAAUAAGGAGAACCAGCCUAAUUUAAUAAAUAGCUCUAACAAUAAAAGUAAUAAUACAGCAAUAAUUGAAAAGCAAAAAAGUACUAAAUCAAAUACUUAUAAAGAAUAAUAAAAUAUAUAAAGCAAUUAACAAAACAGCUUAGGGAUGAGUAAUAUAUUUUUAACAACAGCAAGAUCAAUAAACUUGGCUGAUAACUCUAUAAUAAUGUCAACCUUAUAAGACAAUCAACUUAACAAUACAAAUAAUAAAAAAGAAAACACAAAACCUACAUAAAAACUCUAAUAUUAUUUAUAACAAAAUUCUAAUACUUCGUAAUAGUUGAAAUAGUCAUCUAUUUUAAAUAAUUAGGGCCAAGCAAGUGGCUAUAACAAUUCAAGAAACAGAUUUGAUCUAUCAUGCAAUAAUGUGAUAAAUUAAAAUAAAUCAUAGCAAUCUCUUUUACAGUACAAUGGAUAUAAAUCCUAGUCUGUCAUACCAUAAUAAUAGCAAGCUUUUUCUUAAAAUUCUUAAUAAAUUUCUAAUAAAAAUUAACCUUAGCAACAAAACACAAAAGAGUUAACACCUAAGUAAUUUAAUCCUUACUUAAGUUAAAAUAGUGAAAAAACGUAAUAAGAUUAUUCAAAUAAUGCAUUCAAAUCUUACAGGAGCACUUCAUCUCUUCAUUAAAAUAUAUCAAUUGCUAAUACCAGCUAAACAUAUAGAAAUCCUCUUUAAGAGUCUUAGAUAAAUAAAAAUAAUUAAUAAAGAUAAGAAGCUUUUGACAAUACUAAAUAAGCAUUGCACAAUGUUAAAAAACCUUUGUAAUAUUUUUCGUAAUAACAACAAACCUAAAAAGAUGGAGAUAAUUAAAUGUUUACUUAAUCACAAAACAACAAUACGAACAAACAAAUGAAAGGAGAUAACACUUUAAAUGGCAAUUUAAAAUACUCUAGUUUAUCUACAAAUUCGCAGACACUGAAUAAAAACGACGAAUCUUAUAUUCAUAACUAUCACUAACCUAGGAUAAGAUCCCAACAAUCCUAAUAAAAUGUUAAUUUAAGAGAAAAAAGUCCUUCAUGUCAAUUUAUUUAAAAAAAUUAAGAAAUCAGCUCACAAAAUAAUUGUGAUGGCAUUAAAGAUCUCUAAAAUAUAAAUAAAAUUUAGCAAAACUCUUAAAUCAAAAGAAAUUAUUCACAAUAAAUAACUCCUAAAGAGAUGCAAACAAAUUCAAACAUAUAAAAAUUAGAAUAUGCUAAUCGUAUCUCAUAGUUAUGCGCAAAAGGUGAUCAUAAUUUUUUACUAGAAAAAAAGAGUAGCUCUAACAGUAAUAAUAAUUGUUAAUAAAAUGUCUAAAGCAGUAAGAAUAUAAGAUCUCUUAGCAAUAGUCAAUUUACUAUUAACAGCAAUAUAAAAUAAAAAAUCCAAAAAGAUACUUCUGAAUUAUCAAUCUAAGUCACUGACAGAUAAAUUACAUUUUAAGGAAAUGAAUAAAAUGAAAAAAUUAAUUUUACAAAAUCACCAACCUAGAUUUAAACAAGAAAUAAUUCUAAGUCAUUCUCUUAGAGUGUAAAUUGUGCUCCAAUAGCUUCAUCUAAAGAAAGAAAAGUUUCAUUUGUUGCUUAGUCAGCUGAUUUAUAAGAAUAAAUAUAAAUAAUCCAGUCGAAAUCAACCCAAUAAACAGGUGCAGUGAAUUUUGCAGACUCUAAAACAUAGUACCAAAGCAACGAUACUAAUUCCUCGUUCCCUGUUUCUCCUCUUUCAACACAAGGUUUGAAAGCUAAUAAAGUUAACACUAAAAAUGGUAUAAUUGAAAUAUCAGAAAACAACUGGCUUUCAAUUGAAUGCUAAAAUGGCUAACUAAUUUUUAAAAUAUCUCCUAAUGGUGAAUAGAUUUAGAUAUAAAAAUUUUAAAAGAGCAAAUACUAGAAAAAGAAUUAUGAUUUAUAAUCCUUACCUGAAAAAUAUAUAAAAUUAUAUACAUAUGCAAAGGUUGUCUGUCAAACAUUAAAAUCAAAAACACCCCUAGUAAAAAUAUAAAACGAAAAGGGUACUUUUAUGCUUAUGUCAAACCAACCUAAGUAAAAUUAUGAAGUCUCCCUCUCUAACGGAUACAAAGUAAGCCAUGUAAUAGGUACUGACAUCAUGACUGUAAAAGAUAAGCAAAACAAAGAAUUCAUAGUUUACCUGAGCUAGCAAAAUCUUAAUAAAAGCAUCCCACAAGAAAUAACACUUGCAGUUAAGGUUUCUUUGGAACAAAUGAGUUCUUGCUUACAAAAACAAAAUGAAUAAUAUCUCGCUAAUUUUAAAUGA
This is a messenger RNA of Tetrahymena thermophila SB210, 3498 nucleotides long. RefSeq names its product Serine/Threonine kinase domain protein. Gene Ontology annotation, molecular function: ATP binding; protein kinase activity. NCBI's taxonomy places the organism in Eukaryota, Ciliophora, Oligohymenophorea, Hymenostomatida, Tetrahymenidae. The transcript is spliced from 8 exons. The record is from RefSeq and is a predicted model, not a curated record. Gene Ontology annotation, biological process: protein phosphorylation.